Messenger RNA from Salmo salar (Atlantic salmon), 1511 nucleotides. RefSeq names its product claudin-4-like. Lineage: Eukaryota; Metazoa; Chordata; Actinopteri; Salmoniformes; Salmonidae. The record is from RefSeq and is a predicted model, not a curated record. Gene Ontology annotation, molecular function: structural molecule activity. Gene Ontology annotation, cellular component: bicellular tight junction; membrane.
ACAAACUUCAGAGUAAAACAAUCUGCUGAGAGAGACACAGUCAGUGAGAACGCAUUUUGAUGGGCAUGGAUAUCGUGUUUAUCAUGGAAAUGGUGGAGCUCGUGGGCAUCGCCCUGGGAGUCAUAGGAUUAAUACUGACCAUUGUGAUCUGUGCACUCCCCACCUGGAGUGUGACAACCAUUAUAGCCGGUAACGUUGCCACCACAGAGGUGGUCUGGUACGGCCUGUGGAUGUACUGUGUGACCCAAGGCACAGGACAGACACAGUGUGAGGUGGACAACUCUGUCUGUCUAUGGUGUGGAUCAUUACUAUGGAACAGUUGGAGAUAUGGUCUGCAGCCUGCCAGAGCCAUGAUCCUCACUGCCAUCAUCCUGGGGGUUCUGGGGGUCAUGGUCUCCAUGGUCAGAGCCAAGUGCACCAACUGCAUCAAAGACAAAACGUCUCAGGCCAAGUUGAUAAUUAUCACUGGAAUACUUUUCAUCCUGGCUGGAAUUCUCAUCCUUAUAGCUGUGUCCUUGGUAGCCAAACGAAUCAUCAGCAACUCCUCCAAGUGGAUGGAAAGAAAGACUGAGUUGGGGGCCUCGCUGUACUUCGGAUGGGUGGCAGCCUCCCUGCUCCUGAUUGGAGGGGUCUUACUGUGCAUCACUGUGGGAGUCUUUGGAUGGACGAUGGGAAUCUUUGGAUGGAUAGUCUCCCUAGUGUCCUGUUAUAUCUCUAUAAGUCAUUAUUAUUAUAUUUGGGACAUGAAGAAGGUUCUGAUGACGAUCACCUCCAUCUCCUCCAUCCUGGGAACUCUAGGAGUGAUGGGAUCCAUCUUUGGGACCAGGUGCUGCAACUGCAUCGAGAGUAACAGGAUCAGGGUCAAGGCCAGGUUUAUCGUUGGAAUAUUCUUCAUCCUGGCCGGUAUCCUGCAGCUCACCACUGAAAUUGUGGUUGUCCAUUUCUUGAUAAUGGAUGUCCAACGGCAGCUCGCUCAUCUCGUCGAUUUUAUCCUAUCCGACCUGGUUUUCUUAGCUGAAUUGAGUAUGUGGUCCGCCUCCAUGCUCCUGAUAGGAGGGACCAUACUCUGCUGCUCCAUAUUCAAGAGGACCAGUCAGACUCAUCGAUGACUCAAUCAACCUCCCGCUAACAGCUCUGUCUUCAAUAGGUCAUAGAGGAGAUUAUGUCAUAUUGUGGUGGGAUCAUAGUCUGGUGUAGCUGCUGCUACUACUACUGCUUUAACAGAGAGGCUGUACUUUCUUUUAAUGAAUAAAAUUGAGGUAAUAUAAUUUUAAUUAUAUAAUUGUAAUUCUAUGAUGAAGGAAACUCUGUCCUUUCUGUUCAAUGUUUAACAGUCGGAAAGUACCAGAUAGGUGUGAAAGCAACAUAGUUAUUGUUCCACCUUGUCUUUGACACAUCAAAGAGGACUUUAUGACACAUUGUGUUCAAAUAUUCAGUUAAUUUAGAGUGAGAGUAGACGUUCCUGAGGAGACUGCAAUGAAGGGACAUAUUCUGACUGUUUCCUCUCUGAU